UCUCCGAUCGGCCGCUCCUGUUGCCGGAAGGGGGAGGGGUGAAGGGCUCCGCUCCCGGGCCCCGACCCUCGCACCGCCCCCCCCCUUCGGAACUUCCUCCUUCCUGGCAUGGGGGACCAUUUGGGCCCGAUCUCGACCGCCUUCUCCUCUCCCACCAUGGACGAUCUUCUCCCACUGAUCUUCCCGCAAAACUGGGGUCUUCAGGACCCUGCCCCCAGCACUCCUUUCGUGGAGAUCAUUGAACAGCCCAAGCAGCGGGGCAUGCGUUUCCGCUACCAGUGCGAAGGACGCUUGGCUGGCUCCAUUCCUGGAGAACGCAGCACAGACACCACAAAGACGCACCCCACCAUCAAGAUUCAUAACUAUGUGGGUCCAGGCAAGGUCCGAAUCUCCCUGGUGACCAAGGAAACUCCCCACCGGCCCCACCCCCAUGACCUAGUGGGGAAAGACUGCAAAGAGGGCUUCUACGAGGCAGAGCUGGCACCAGAGCGCUCCAUCCACAGCUUCCAGAAUUUGGGGAUCCAAUGUGUGCGGAAACGAGACCUAGACAAAGCUGUGGCCAAACGAAUUGAAACCAACAACAAUCCUUUCAAUGUGCCCGUGGAAGAACUCAAAGGAGACUACGACCUGAAUGCUGUUCGGCUCUGCUUCCAGGUGUGGAUUCGAGAUGCAGCCAGCGGCCACUUGGUUCAGCUGCCCUUGAAUGUGUCGCAGCCAAUCUAUGACAAUCGUGCCCCCAACACAGCCGAGCUGAAGAUCUGCCGUGUGAACCGUAAUUCAGGGAGCUGCUUAGGAGGAGACGAGAUUUUCCUUCUCUGCGACAAAGUGCAGAAAGAGGACAUUGAAGUCCGCUUUUUCAAGGAUUCCUGGGAAGCAAAGGGCUCCUUCUCUCAAGCUGACGUCCACCGCCAAGUGGCCAUUGUCUUCAGGACUCCCCCUUACAUGGACCAAACCCUCCGUGAGCCAGUGACAGUUCAGAUGCAGCUGCGCCGUCCAUCAGACAAGGAAGUUAGCGGCUCCAUGGAAUUCCGCUACCUCCCUGAUGAAGGUGAUUUCCAUCGCAUUGAAGAGAAACGCAAACGAACCCUUGGGACCUUCAAGAACUUUGUGCAGAAAGCACCCUUUGCAGUAAACCUUCCGGAAUCCCGCUCCCCGCGCCGUAUUGCUGUUCCAAAACAUGGCUCAGCCCGGCCUAGCACUGGAGGUGUUCCAGGGCUCCUAGGAGCUCCAGGCCAACUCCCAUUGUCCAUUACAAAACCACAGACCAUGCCCCAGGCUUCCUCAGGCUUCUCCUUCCCUGGGUCCAGCCAUGCCCCUCCUCCGGCGACAGCCACACAGUCCGACUUCAGCACAGUAAACCUGGAAGAUCUGUCCGGCCUGGGCGUGUCGCAGAGGGUCCAGCCCUCUGAGUCAGACGCGGAGACCAGCAUUGCAGACGCAAUCCUGCACCUUCACUUUGAGGGAGGAGAUGGGGGAGCCAUGGAGCUCAGCGGGAUCUUGGAUGACGCCCCCUACACCAGCUUGGAGGGGAUCAACACAGCAGAUUUCCACAAGCUCAUCAUGGAGGGGAACGUCCCCACGUCUCUCCCGGGCAACCAGGGCACUCUGCUCACUUACCCCGAGUCCAUCACGCGCCUGGUGAGCCAGCGGCGGGCAGAAGGUGAGGCUGGCGAUGGCAACGGUGGCGGCGGAGGGGGCAGCUCGGCCAGCAGCUUCAUCAACGGCAUUUUGGGGGCCCUUCCAGGUGAGGACAGCUUCUCCUCCAUGGUGGACCUGGACUUGAACUCUCUCCUGAACCAGCUGAAUUCAUAAUACGCUCUCCCCCGGACUUGGGCUCAGACACCAACUGUCUUCUGCCCGUGCCUGACUUUGCAAUUUGUACUCCCCUUUGGUGGCUUCUUGUAGCCAGACUUCUGGGUGGGGCCACCUUCAGCCGGGCUAGCCAGCUGGCUUCUUGGAACUGGGAUUGGUUCUGCUUAACCUAACCUACCUGACCCCAGAUCAGGGGACCUGUGCAUGGCCGGUUGCUUGGGGUAGUUGUUCCGCUACUCAGCGCAGAGGCUGUUACUCUUCCAGAUAUGUAUUAACAUUUUUUGCAGGGGAAGAGAGAGGAGGGAUUCAACCCCAACUGCUGCUCAGAUGGGUAUUUUUACAUCAACUGGUUAGUCUUGCUGACUCCUUUAUUUUUGACAGAUUUCCUGUGCCUUAAGAACUACACAACAAGUAAUUUCUCAGUAAAUGCAGCUCUUAGUAUCACACAGCUCUUCCUUGGAAUGGGAGGACUGGGCAAAUUUGGUGUCUCUGUGCUGAGGCACUCCUAUGGAAGACCUAAUCCAUACCUGACUUAUCUAAAAUAGUUUGCAAAAAAAAAAAAUCCCACUAGAAUGCCUUAAAAUAUUGUUCCAGCUUUCUGGGAAAUAUCUAACUAUACAACCUCCACCCAUCCUGCUCCUUGUCUCAAGAGUUCUUAGUCUCUCUUGGGUUCUGCUAAAACUACUUUGGAACAGAAGCAGAAAAGGAGGAAGGGCCUAGAGUAAGUCACUGCAGAGAAGGAAGCAAAAGGUCUUGCAGCAUGAGGUGGUUGGAGUUUGGGUGUAUGUACUGUAGGCAGUGCCCCCCCAACCUUUUUGGCACCAGGGACCAGUUUUGUGGAGGACAAUUUUUCUAUGGACUGGUGGGGGGGGGGGGCGCACUGGGCUUUUUGCCACCCCAGGCUGCUUUCCAUGUAGAAGGUCCCAGAUUCAAUCCUCAGCAUCUCUAGUUACGAGGACCAGGCAGUAGAUGAUGAUGGGAAAGACCUCUGCCUGAGUCUCUGAAGAAGAGCUGCCAAUCUGAGGUGAUACUGGCUCUGAUGGGCUAAGGGUCUAAUUAAGUAUAAGGCAGGUUCCUGUGUUCAGACCGUUGGUGUCUUCUUGACUCCUUAUCUAAGUUCCUCUUUGCCAGAAAUUUAAAAACAAAAAACGGGUUAUAUGACAGGUGAUGGUAGGGAGUGGGUUUUUUCUUUCUCUUACCCCCCACUGGUAAAACUGACUGAGCUAAGAUGCUAGCUUUCUAGAAAGGGAAAGAAGCCCACCAAUCAAGUUGCCUACACUCAAAUGGUUUAGGGAAGAGUAUUGGUAAGCCCCUUAAGCUGAAAUGUUGCAGAAAUGAGUAGUGGUUUCUGCACCUACCAACCCAUUUUUUUUUUGCCUUGUUUUAUACUAUUUUUGAGGGGUUUGGGGCUAAAAUUGCUUGACCACUUAAGGGCUUUUAUUAUCAGAAUUGCCUGUUUUUCUCUUUGUAUCUGAACUGGUGCACUUGCUGUUUUCUAUAUAACAAGCUCCUAAUAAACUCAAGAACAUUCUACUA
Molecule: messenger RNA, 3348 nt
Organism: Heteronotia binoei (common prickly gecko)
Lineage: Eukaryota; Metazoa; Chordata; Lepidosauria; Squamata; Gekkonidae
Gene: RELA
Product: RELA proto-oncogene, NF-kB subunit
Exons: 11
Coding region: 109-1812 (567 amino acids)
Biological process (GO): canonical NF-kappaB signal transduction; cellular response to stress; regulation of transcription by RNA polymerase II
Cellular component (GO): cytoplasm
Molecular function (GO): RNA polymerase II cis-regulatory region sequence-specific DNA binding; DNA-binding transcription factor activity, RNA polymerase II-specific
Source: RefSeq, a predicted model, not a curated record